Messenger RNA from Pomacea canaliculata, 17461 nucleotides. RefSeq names its product dynein heavy chain domain-containing protein 1-like. The coding region runs from base 188 to 15088 and encodes 4966 amino acids. Gene Ontology annotation, molecular function: minus-end-directed microtubule motor activity; ATP binding; dynein light intermediate chain binding. Gene Ontology annotation, biological process: microtubule-based movement. The record is from RefSeq and is a predicted model, not a curated record. NCBI's taxonomy places the organism in Eukaryota, Metazoa, Mollusca, Gastropoda, Architaenioglossa, Ampullariidae. Gene Ontology annotation, cellular component: dynein complex. The transcript is spliced from 95 exons.
UUUCACCAUUACCUGGAGCGAAUAGUUCAUCACAUAAACAAACAUCGCGAACGUCUUUUUGACCUACAGAUUGAACAGCAUCUGCAGAGAAUUUUCCCUGAGGAGAUGGAGAGAACUGAAGAGGCAUGGUGCAAAUCCCUUGAAAGACUAUUGUGCAUUACCAGGACUUACGUCAUCAUCAGUACCCAUGGUCUCUUUGUCAAUGGUACAGCCAAUGCAAAGCAGACACAGACGUCUGUUGCUGCCUGAUGGUUCUUAUCCAUAUUCUCUCCACAUUCCUAGUGAUGAGGAGCUUCUGGCUGCCAAAAAACUUACUUUUGGUGACGUCCGACUAUCUUUGGGAAAUGUUGCAUUUGAAACGGCAGCAAGAGAGUCAAUCUGGAAUCAGGCUCUGGGCACUACAGCUUUGGCCCUUAGUACCAACAUACCAGAAAAAUCAAAGAGUCAUGGCAAAGAUCCAUUAGAUUUCAAUUACAAUUCCUCACCGCCUUUGUCACUACGUUUAUCCAGAAGACCUAGACCAAGUCCCAGUAAAGAUUCAAAGGAGGAAGUCCCUGUCAUGAAUGGGCGAGAGGCUGUGCAGUUCUUUGCAGGAUGCAACCAUAUUGGCAAAAUCAAGUCUUUAUUUUUUAACCUUUCACCUUCACGUCAUUUUGCACCAUAUGACCUUAUUUCAGUCCCCAAAGCCAAGGUAAACCCAGAGCAUUAUGUGUUUUCAUCUUUUGGAGUGCUGCAUGUGUACCCUGACCAACCUUCAGAGAGCAUGACCUUAGCAGAAUGGCAGCGUGAGGCUGUCUUGUGGAAAGCUGUGUCAGCAAUCCCUUUCUUCAAGAACUUUCUCAUCCGGAAGAUGUUUUACAGAUGGUUGAAAAACAAGCUGUACCAGGACUAUGAAAGACGGCGGAAAACAGUGGCUAGCAGUUUGCUUGCAAAUAUUCCUACAUUUGGUGCAGCCCUUCAACAGGUCUCAAGGUUGCUGAAGGAGCUCAUGACUGUGCAGUUUCUGCCAUUUGAGAAAGAUAAAACUUACCAGCUCACAGAAUAUGAAAACAACAUAAACUACAAAAACAUACAGGCAGAGCAUAUCCUGGAAAAAUUCUUCAAGUAUUGCAAGAUGGUAGAGGAUACAGUUGCAGAAGAGUCAUUCCGCAAAAUGAAAUACUGUGAAGAACAAGUCAAAAAGAAGACCUACUUUUCUAAAGACUCCCUUCACCUUCAAACAAUGAAGAAGGAAGAAAGAGAAAAAAAUUUGCAAAAGGCCAAGAAUGAGUCUGGGCGUCUUGGAAAUUUUGUGAAGCUGGUCGACCAGAUGGUUGUGGAGCACCUGUUCCAAAUAACCAAAUCUCAAGUGAUAAGUUUUGUGAAGGAUGUGCUGGCUAUUGAUGGUGAGGCUCAAAGAGAUGGCUUUUUCAAGGCAAAUCUGGUCUUCAACAAACAAGAUGUGCUGUGCCUAUCUCCAAGCAAAGAGAGGUUCCAGAAAGUUCUCAGCAGCACACUAAAUGGCAUUCCAGCAGUGUUGUGUAGCUGUGCCAUUCCUAAGGAUGGUUCCCAGCAGGAUAAAGAGUUUGCAGAUGUUGAUUCCAGUAGUCCCCACAUACUGCAUGAUCCUAAAACAUCUUCAAGUCAGACACAGAGAGAUAUAAAAAGUGUUUCAACAUUCCAGGUCAGCUUGUAUAAACAUGAUAGUAUGACAGGAAUCACCAUGUCUGAACAAGAGUCCCAGAUUGGAGAAGGCCUUGUGGAAAGCAGUAUGAUAGAACAAGAAUCCUGGGCUCAAACUGCCAGUUUAUCAGUGCCUCAUCUUCCUCGUGCUGAUACACCUACCAAAUCGGAAGAUGACCUUGGUAUUGCAACUCCUGACCUUGUAUUGCCUUCACUAAGCAACACGAGACUUGCAAUAGAGGGUGAGGGAUUCCUUGGCCAGUACGCUCCCUUAUCACAAGCUAGUUUGGAAGACAAGCUGACCCUGGAUGAAGAAUAUCAAGCAGCUCUCAAAAUCCAGCAAAACCUCAUGCAGUCAGCUCUGGAUGAGAUUGAAACUUACUGUGAAUUCAACCGUUGGCUCAAUGAGAUUCAUAUUUUCUGCCGAACCUGGAAUGAAAAGUCAGUCAAGGAGUUCCGUGGAGCUGUUGCUUUUACCAUAGAGCAAAAGCUAACAGAAAUUCGCCAGUGGUCAGAGAAAGUGCGCAACUUUGACAGAAGUUUCAUCACUGAGAAUGGCAUGUUCUUUGUGGACUGUUCUGCAGUUCAUGAAGGGCUUCUGCCAUGUCUCAAUCACAUCUACCAAGAGUUGAUUGCCUUUGUUGCUGAUGAAGCCAAAAGUCUUGCUGCCACCUUCUGUGAAGAGAUGAAAAUAGUGCUAAAGAAUAUGAAGGACAAGCGAGAGACAGUGGAGUCAUUUGCUCAGUUUGCCAAAAAUUAUUCACAGUACAAGAAGAAUACAGUACAAUUUCAACAGCGUGUGGAAUACAUCAAGUCGCUUUAUGAGGUUAUCCGCAUGAGCUACCGACAGCUGACUGCUGAGGAGGAGAAAGUGGAAGAGAGUGUCUGGUCAUCAUGGGAAGCAUUUCUGAUGCAGAUGCAGGAUGCUGGCGAAUUUAUCAACACCCAGACACCCCUUAUGACUCAGCAGCUGGAAGAGACAUUUGAGACACUAGAAAAAGAGGCUAAGCACUUAGCAGAACAGGCAACUAGUGGCUGUUUUCUGGAUUCUAACCAAAAUCCACUUCUUGUGCUGAGGAUGAUGAAGGAGCUGCGGGAGAAGUUUUUUAGAACGCAGCUGCAGCUGCAAGAAGCAAGCCAGUGGAGGGAAGCUAUUGUAGGUGAUCCAUACAACCUCAAGUUCCUUAGCGAGAUGACAGUACGCAUGGAUGUGCGACAAGAACUUUGGAAAUAUAUUGACGUGUCCUCAAGCACCAUCAAAGAUUGGAAACAAAUGUUGUUCAGAAAGAUGAACAUCAAGAAAGCUCUAGAGAGGGUGACAGAAUGGUUGUCAGCUGCUGCCCAGCUAAGACCUUACCUUCCUGAGGGUGAUAAAGUCCUCAUCUCUUGGUAUUCCAGCAUGCAGGACUUUCGAAAAGAUCUGCCUGUACUGUUUAAGCUGGCAAAUGAUGCAUUAAAGGACCGACACUGGCAUGCUAUCUUCCUUGGCAUGAAUGAACCAUACAUGGGCAAUACGCAGUUUACAGUGGCAGAGCUGAUGAGCUACAACCUGUCUGAGAAUGCAGAGCUGGUGCACAAUGUCUACCUCUCAGCCAUUGCAGAGUAUGACCUGGAGCAACUAAUGGCUCGCAUCAAAUCUCUGUGGCAGGAUAAAAAUUUCAAAAUAGCAAAACAUAUUCCAGACAGCAUGUUUGUAAAAGAUCGUGCUAAGCAACCUGGGUCAGUACAGAAGGCUAGCAAGAUGGAGCGCUACCGUCAGGAGAGAGUGGCUGCAACUGCUGGUGCUCCUCAUGGUCUUGAUGUUGCUAAUGACGACCUUUAUGUCCUUAUUGAAGUUGAGGAGCUCAAGUACCAGCUGGAGGACAGCCGCAUCAGUGUAGAAACAAUGUUGCAGUCACCAUAUAUAGGUGACAUUGAGAGUGAGGCUAAGGAAUGGAGCAGUGCUUUAUGCGAGAUAGAAGAAAUCACAGAUCUAUGGGUCGUUUGCCAGAAAAAGUGGUUGUACCUUUUGAAGAUAUUCGAGCAGCCAAAGCUGUACCGCAAGUUGUCACAGCAUGCCUUUAAAUUUGAAGCAGUUCAUGCGAAAUUCAAGGACUGGAUGCGUGUGGUGUCCAAUGACUCGAAAGUCCUUUCUGUGGUCAACAGGCGCAGAGGUGAAAAAGGGUACCGCCUUUUACAGGGAGAUAACUUGUGCUCUCUGUUUCUCAGUCUCAUACAGCAGCAGGACGAAAUUCUGCAAGACCUGGAGCAGUACCUUGAAAAGCACCGUGCACAUUUUCCACGUCUGUAUUUCCUGUCAAAUGGGGAUCUUAUUGAUAUGGUUGGAGUCUCACGCAGUCCUCAGAGUUUAUUGCCAUUUGUUCGCAAAUGCUUCCCAGGUGUCACCGACAUGAGCUUUGUUCUUCCCCCAGAUCUUGAAGGUCUCAAUUCAGUCCUGGACUUUGCACUCAAUAGUGACAAGCUGCAGGUGGCUUGUGUGAAAGGAGCAUGUGGAGAGGAAGUGAGUCUGUACAAACGCCUGGAGCCCCACCCACAGGCCAGUGCCUGGCUUUACAACCUUGAGUCCAUUCUGAAGAACACAAUGACCAUCCUGCUGCAAGCAUGUGUCCAGGUGUGCAUGGAAGAAGGAACACGCCAGCCUAUCCUGAUUCUAGAAGAACUGUCAAGAUCAGGUGGAGCACAGGUAGCAGAAAUGGCAGAGAUAACAUCGAAGAUCCGACAUCAGUAUCAGCACUGGCUUCUUCACUUUCCUGCACAGUGUGUGCAGAUUGCUGACUGCAUUCUGUGGGAGCGUAGCAUGGCUCGUAUACUUGAGAAGACAGAUCAAGAAGAAAUGAAAAUCCUUAGAUGCAACCUGUCUGCCAAGAUCGACCAGUAUGUGGAUGUCUUGCAUGAAUCAUACAAGAACCCUGACCUGGACAAUGAAAUGCAAGAACAUCUUUCUUGCCUUCUCAGUUCACUUGUAAUCCAGAGCAUCCACCAUCGAGAUGUUAUGGACAACCUUCUUAAAGAGCGGGCAGUGGUGGAAUCAAACUUUGACUGGCUCAAAGUUCUAAAGUUCAGAAUGGACAUUCGCAAUGUGCUCCGUGCUAAAACAACAGUGAAUGAUGGAGGAAAACAGAUGAUCACUUCGCCAAAAAUUCAACCUUUUCGUAAGACACAAGGCAGCACACAGAAACGGGAAACCCAUGAGGAAAUGCCACACUUAAGUCGUAUGAAAACUACAGUCUCCACAGAUUAUGACUUCAGUCCAUGCUAUGUGCAGCAGCUGACCAACACAUUCUUUUAUGAUUACGAAUACCUGGGACCAUCUCCAAGCCUGGUGAUCACACCACUGACAGAGCGAACCACACUGUCGCUCACACAGUCGCUCAGGUCCUUCCACUGCAGCAUGCUCAUAGGACCUUCAGGAACAGGGAAAACAGAUAUCAUCAAACACCUUGCCAAGAUGUUGGGGAGAUGUAUGUUUACUCUCACCUGCUCCGAUAGUGUCACUCUUCCAGUGAUACUUCAGUAUAUGACUGGGAUGGUGCAGUCUGGGUGCUGGGCCCUUUUUGAUGAUACUGACCAUCUUACCAAAGGUCUCCUGUCAGUAGCAGCCCAGCAACUUGACUACCUUCACACGGCUUUCAGAGCACUGGACUUGUCCAGCAAAAACCAGUAUUUGAUACGUGGACAACCUCGUUUUGACAAGAUAUUGUCUGUGAAGUCUGGUGUGGGGGACAAGGUUAUUCGUCGCAACUCACUGACCACACUGCACCCCUUGCCUCGAGCUGAAGCCCAACCUUCCCCUGAGCUCGAACGUCAGCGUACAGUUCCUCAUGGCUUUAAUGAAAAGGGACUGGUGACCUAUUUUGAGGACACCUGGGUGGCAGAGCGAGAACAGCGCCGUCAUUCCAUAGAGCGUGAAAUUGAGAUUAAAGAAUCAGAAUUGUAUAAAAAUAAUCGACCACCUCCUCUCUUCUAUGAACAUGUCAAAGCCGGUCGACGCCGUGCAGCUCCUGACUACACAAAACUGGUUCCAGAGCCAUCCUAUGUGAGACGAUAUCUGGGAAAUGUCAUGUUCAAUGGGAAACUGAUUCUGGCAAACAGCAAUUUUGGUGGUUUCAUGACCAUGGGCAUGACUGGGAACACCCAGGCUAUGUUUCCUGACAAUUUUAGACUGUUAAUGCGACCCUGUGCCUUAAUCAAGCCUGACACUGAGCACAUUUUCUCCAUGCUGCUGCGGAUUUACAGUUUCCAAGAAUAUGUUUUGUGGGCUAGAAAACUGACCCUGUUCCUACAACUUAUGGAGACUAAGCUGCCAAGAAAGACUCAUUAUCGGUGGUCUUUGCAUGACGUGAAGAAAAUUGUGGUCAUGGCUAGUGCUAAAUAUCGGGACAACCAUUCCUUGCCUGAAGUUCCUAGGAAAACAGUAAAAGAAACUGACACCAAAGCUGUUGAGGAGCGCUGCUUGGUGUGGGCAUUGCACCAGGUGGUGGGACCACAGGUGGCAGAGAAUGACCAGACAACAUUGAGCGUCCUACUGCAUGACCUCUUUCCACAAGUUGCAGGCUGGGUACUGAAAGGAGAAGACAGUGGCAAAGAAGAACUUCCUCUGGUGGAGGCCAUCAGAGAGGUGAUGCGGGAAGACAGGCUGAAGGAGAUAGAGCCUCUAGUUCAAAAGGUCCUUGAGCUAAAUGAAGGAUUGGAAUCACAUUCUCCUGUCACCUUGGUGGGCCCAGCCGGGAGUGGCAAGACUACAUGUUUCCGGAUCUUGUCCCGUGCCAUCAACUUACUGAAUUACAAACUUUUUGCUCCAGAUCAUUGUAGUGAUGAACUCACCAUGGACCACAACAUUGUUAUGCAGAGUACACCCAGGCUAAAGAUCUUGCGUGACCAGGAGGCUCAGAAUGUAGAUGUGUUGCCAACAGACUGCAAUGAAGACCUGAAGUUUAAGCCAUUAACUGACUUCAAGAAGUUCCAUGAACUCAAGAAGAUGAGUAGUACAGUCCAGUCCUCUCAGGCAGCUGCAGAUGAGAAUGGUUCAGCUUUGUCUUCUUGUGAAAUGGCCAGAUACCCAAAGGUGGAUGUGGUACAUUUGGUUCCAACAGCAAUGGAACCUAAGGAACUUCUGGGUCAUUUCAGAGCAAGCGUCUGGAAGGGUGGUGUGCUGGGAAAGAUUGCACUAGAUUCAUUCUUCAUGUCACAGGCAAACAAAAUAUAUAUUGAAAGUCUGCAGAAUUCAGAUAGGAAAGAGAAAAAACUUCAGAGAGAAACUCCAUCUGUUCUUCUACGCUGGCUUGUUCUGGAUGGUGACCUUGACUCUUCCUGGAUGGAUGGCAUGAAGACAUUGUUUGAUGGCGACCACUGCCUAUCACUUGCCAACGGAGAAAGUAUUCAGUUAAAAGACACCACAUUCCUGAUAUUUGAGACAUCAUCUUUGAUUGAUGCCUCACCCGCUGCAGUGUCACGCUGCACUGUGGUGAAUUUUGGAGAAACUACAUCUCAUUGGAGUGCUCUCUACCACACUUGGAAGCAGACAGCAAAGACCCGAUGGCUUCUGACUGCUGGCAGCAUGAAGAUUUUGGAUGACCUGAUACAGGAUGUCUUUCCUGCCACCAUCAGAUUCCUGCAGACUGAUUGCUGUAUGGCACUUUGUACUGAUUUAGGCAUCGUUACUGCCAGGGUAAAUGCUAUGAUUUCUGGAGUGGCAGAGGUGAGCAGCUUCCUGAAGAUGUUCUCAGCUUUGCUGGACAGGGUGAUCUUACGGGAAGACCUGGAAAAAAAAGCUCGCUUAGAUGAAUCUAGAAGUCACACAAGACUGGGAGCAUCAGAUGGCAAAGUGUCUCGUCAGAUGGCGAGUCGCCUAACAAACAGCUCACAGAUUGAAGCAUUCAUUCCUCACUAUAUUGACAACAUCAAGAACAUGUUUGCAUUUGCUUUUAUAUGGAGCUUUGGGGGCCAUCUUCACGACAGAUUCCGAGACAAGUUCAGCAAGUUUGUGCAUGAUGUCCUGUACCGUGCUGUGCACUCAAUUUGUCUCCCAGUGUGGGGCCAGGUUUUCGACUACUGUGUGGAUGACAGCACUGGUUCUUUCAUCAGAUGGAGUGAUCGCCAGCAGGACAAAAUGAAGCCUGUUGGAAGUGCCUUCUUUCUGACACCAGAGGUUGAAAGGUACAGCUAUUUGGUGGACUUGAUGCUGGCAAAGAACCAUCCUGUACUGUUGAGUGGGGCCCCUGGAGUUGGCAAAACAGCUCUUGUCAACAACAUGGUGUUGAGCAGACAUCCCUCCUCGACUGUCACCCUGUCACCAGGUGUGUCAGCAUCACUUCUGCAGCGGUCAAUGCUGAACCACAUUCUGGAUCUGCAGAGUAAAGCCAUGAGCUUGGUGCCAGGCCCUGGCCAAGGAAAUGUCCCAAGUAACCAACGCCAUCUGUUCUUCAUUGAUGAUCUUAACAUGGCACCGACAAUGGGAAGUUAUCAGCCGCCAGUAGAGCUACUGAGGCAUAUUCUUUGCACUGGAGGUACAUAUGACCAGCAGCGCCAAGCAUUCCAGCAGAUGAAAGAGGCAUCAUUUAUUGCUGCUGCAACUCUUCCAUCUGCUGCAGGCUCUGGACUGGGGUUGGCUACUCACGUACUGUCACCAAGACUGCUUCGACAAUUUGUGAACCUGACGAUAUUCACACCAAACACUGACUCCCUUCUGACAAUAUACUCACGUCCAAUUCAAACAUGGUUGGAAGAGUUCCCAGCAUACUCAGUUGAACACCAUCAUGAGUUUGCCAAGGCACUCACUCAUGGAUUGCUGGAACUCUAUAAUCUAGUCAAAGAACACCUUCGGCCAACACCGAUUCAUGCACAUUAUAUCUACACUCUGCAUGAUAUCUCACGAGUUGUGCAUGGAAUCCUUCUUAUGUCGCCUCGUUCUCACAUCCGUAAACUUCGAACACACAAGAAAGGCGAUGAUCCCAAGUUGAAGAUGAUGGGACGCACAUUGUCCUAUGAGUCUAUGCGGUCUCGCACAGUCAGCCUGAGCAGUCAGACAGGACAGAUGGAAGCAGGUGGUAGUACUUCCGUAAUGAAGCUCAUAACACAACUGUGGUGUCAUGAGUGUACCCGAAACUUUGGUGAUCGGCUCAUCUCAACUGAAGAUCGCAACUGGUUUGUCACUGUUCUGGAAGAGGUAGCUGUGAAACAUUUCUGCUUGCCUCGGGAUGACCCCAGAUUGGAAAUGGCAUCAAUCAAAGAAGAACCAACAGGAAGCUGUGCAACACCUGUCCAUACUCUGAACUCACCAGUCUCACCAGCACAAACACCUGUCCAUCAUCUGAACUCACCAAUAUCACCACCACAAACAUCUGUAGAGAUGGACAAUGAGGAUGCCACAGAAUCUGUACAAAACAAGGAGGAAAUACAGAAGGAGUCACAAACUUCAGCUGGAGCCUCUUCUUCUGUAAGCCAGGGACAUGAAAGAGACAGCAAACAGACUUUACACAGGUCUCCUCCACCUGAAGAACCGACAGAAGUAGAAACGCAUAAACCUUCAUCAGAUUCUCUAUCAACAGAUGCUUCUUUCACUAUGGCAGCCACUACAGAAGAGUGCACCACCACUGAUGCAGGCAACACACCAAAAGAUGGGUCAGAAUGCAAGACAACAGUCAUGGAAACACACAUGACUGAGUCUGACUGUAAAUUGGAAAUGAAUGCCGAAAAAGAAGGUGCAGAUGAUGAUGAGUGGCAACAUUCUGAUUCCUCAGAAGACCUGAGUGAAGACACGAGUUCAUCUGAAGAAUCUGAGACAGCCACAACUUUCUCUGAUUCAGUCAAACCAACACCUGACUUGCUGAGCAGCAGCUGGGCAACAGAGGAUCCGAAAAGGAAAGAUGAUCCUAAAUCACUCAUCAAAAAUAUGCAGGCUUCUGAUAAAGCAGUUACUGCCCCUCCACAAGUGAGUAGCAGCCAGAAGCAUUUGAGCUCCCACACUGGUGGCCCUAAGCGUGGUGUGACCUUCAAGACUGGCCUUAUUGCAGACAAAGAGGAUGACACUUACUAUGGACCACUACUGAAUGUUGAAGAUGUCAAGGGCUUGCCAAGAGUGCUGUCAGACUUUGUUUUCAGCAAAUAUUUCCUUACCUGUCAUACAGAAACCAUGGACAUUUCACCAGAAAAAGGUUAUUUGGAGAGCUCUGUUGACAUGCUGGGUGAGGCACUGCAGACAUGUCUCAGUGUGUACAAUGAGGGAACUUCACAGCAACUGAAUCUGGUCUUCUUUUCAGAAGCUGUGCACCAUGCUGCACGCUUGAGCCGUGUCUUUGCACACCCCCAGGGACAUGCAUUGCUGCUUGGCAUGAGUUACAGUACUGGUCGGGCCACUCUAACACGUCUGGCUGCCUAUAUUGCCCACUGCAAGCUUUUUGAGCCUAAACCACAUGCUGACUCAACUCACAAUCUUGCUGUGGUGGCUGAACACAUGAAGCGCAGCUGCUAUCAUGCUGGUGUGAUGGGAAAGUCCACAGUACUGCUUCUUCAUGAAGACCUUGGUGAUCAGUGUCUACCUGAUGUCAGUGCUCUCAUGGCACAAGGUACAUCUCCAGGUCUGUAUUCGGAGGAUGAGGUACAAACUAUUGUUGGUCACAUGAUGCCUGGAGGGGUGCAAACCAAGCGAGCUGAUAAGAUCGAGCAGGCUUUCCAACGGUUUGUCAAGCGUGUCUGUCAAAACCUGCACAUUGUUGUUUGCCUCAACUACAAAGGUAACAGCUUCAGUUCAGACUUCCACUCCAUGAAUAAAAAACUUCAACAACACCCAGGUUUGCUGAAAAAUGCAUUUAGUGUUGAUGUGUAUCAUCCUUGGGACUUUAUAACAUUCUCCCAUGUUGCCACCACUUGGCUGGAGGACAAUAAGUUAUCAGUGACAAUACCAUGGAACAUUGCACGCCAUAAUGAACAGAUGAAAAUGGCCAGUGAUGCCAUGGCUUAUAUUCACUUGUCAGCAAAGGCUGCAGUUGAUCGUCAGUAUUGUCAUGAGAGGGAACCACUUCGCUUCUACUCGCCACUCACUUUCUUGGAAUUUGUUCACCUGUUCAAAGUCAUUUCUGCUUACAUAGUGAAAAAAGAAAAGGAGAAAGCCACAAAAUAUGAAAAGGCACUCGGCAAGAUCAAUGAAGCAUUUGGUAGCAUUGCAGAAUACCGCCAAGAAGUGUCAGAUCUUGCACCCAGACACAAAACAGCCAACGACACUGUGCGUUCGCUUGUUGAAGAUGUCGAGAAACAGAAGCAGGUCUACAUACAGUCUCUUGAGCGAUGCAAGGCGCAGGAGGAGAAAAUAACAGAGAUGCAGGGUCCUCUGGAGCAGCUUCGUAAGUCUGCUCAGUCAGAGUUUGACAAGGUAAAUCCAGUAUAUGAGGCUGCUCAGAGAGCUAUAGAUGCCUUAAAUCCCAGAGAUAUUGAUGAAAUCAAGUCUUUUCCAAGCCCACCUGAACAAGUCAAAUUCUUGAUGAGAGCUCUCUGCCUCAUGUUUGGGAAACCACAAACAUGGGAAGAUUCAAAAGUUCUCUUGAUUAGAGAAAAUUUCAAGCAAGAUCUCAUCUUCUAUGACAAGGACAACAUUCCUGAUGACAUAUUUGAAGCUUUGAAAGAAUUUGUUCAUAAUCCAGAUUUCCAGCCAGAGACAAUGAAGAACAUCAGCAAAGCUGCCAGUGGUCUGUCCACAUGGGUUAUUGCUAUACAUCACUACUCUUCCAUCUACCGCAAGAUGCAGCCUCAUCUCAAGAAUCUGCUUGAAGCUGAAAACAAGUUCACCAGAGUGCAAGCUCAGCUGGGCCAGUUACGUGUUGAAGCACAUGGCAUUAAGUCAGUUUUAGAGGCAACUAUUGGCCAGCAUAAGGAGGCAUUGAAGGAAGCCAAGACCAUCGAGAAGACAAUUCAGGGGAUAGAGCGAAGGAUUGCAAGGGCCAGCAACCUGAUGGAAAACAUGUCAAUGCAACACUUCCUUUGGCGCGCAGAGUUGAAGAAGGCUCGGCGCCACAUUUUGGCAGCCCCUGGUGAUGCUUUAAUCACUGCUGCUUGUGUCUGUUACCAUGGUCCUUUGGAUGACAAAGCUCGCCAGGAGCUCAUUACUGACUGGAUGGAGAGGUGCCGACAAGGCACAUUCCACAUGCAGGCAUUCCAAGAGUAUGACCCUUAUUCCAUGAUAGCCAGGCUGGAAGUGCUGUUAGAGACAAGCUCACAAAAUGGGCACCAGGUUUCUGAAGAUGUCCAGAGUGUCCACUCUGGAAAUGACAGCAACUUCAGUGAAGCAAGCUCUACCCUCCAUUCAACACCCCAGGUACGAACAUUUAAAUACAUGCCUGCCAUCUAUGACACAAGCAAGUUUUACAAGUCAGAGCUAAAGAAGACUGACACGAUGGAAAGUUUGCAGCCAGACAACGAUGAGCUACAGGAUUCAGAUGAUGAGGAGGAUUUGAGUGCAUUACCCACCCGCUCCAACUACACCAUCCAGGAUAUUUUGUCAGACUUUGAUGAGCUGAGUGAUUGGCGGAUGCGCAGCCUGCCUACGGACCUUCAUGCGCAACAGAAUGCACUUCUGAUGCGAGUGAGUUGCCACAACCGUCGACACUGCUGGCCUUUGUUGCUUGACCCUGACAACCAGGCAGAGAUGUGGGUGAAAGCCCUGCAGGGGUCUCGUAACACCUUCAACUUAUGUGAUGUAGCUGUGGAAGAAGACAGAGGCAUUCCACUAGAAAAGGUAACUCAGAAUUCUGUACAUGAUCCCACUGAGAAAUGGCCACCUGAACCUCCUCCCAGCCGUGGCACAGCUCUUACCUUGUCUGAUGUCACAGAGCGCACAGCAGCCAACUCUGAGUGCACCCUUACCUCUUACACCCACACAAGCCAGGGCUGGACAUGUCAUCAGAAUGUAGUGAAGGAUGAGUUACGACCAGUUACCUCAGUGACUGGGAGCUGGGACACUGUGAACCUUCCCAUGGACACCAGCAUGGAACACAAUGAGGCAGGCUUAUGGGUAGUGGAGGCUGAUGAUCCUGUUAUCAACAGCAAGUUAGUAAGCGCCAUUGUGCAUGGUGUGACUGUGUUAGUAACACACCUAGAAAGGCGACCCCUGGCAGCUGUGUUUCGUGGACUGCUUUUAAAGCAGUUUUAUGUAGAUCAUGAAGGCAGCAAGGUUGUACGUGUGGGUGACAUGCAGUUUAAAAUUCAUCCCAAUUUCUGCCUUUAUCUGUCAACCACAACACCACUCUUUCUAAAAGGUGAUGGGCUUUACACUGUACCCAUUCAUCGCAUGUGCAUAAUCAACAUGGCUGUUAGCGAUGAGGCCAUCAUCAACCGUCUGCUUUAUGAGACAAUGAAAGUUGAGCGAAAAGAAUUUGAAGGUCAGAGAAGAUCCAAUGAGAACGACAUCAUCCUGCACCGUCAGAGACUCGUACAAGAACAUGAAGCUAUUCGUGAGAAGACACUGAACCUCGAUGGACCGCUUCUGGACGAUGGGACCAUGCUGGAAUCACUAAUGAAGUGUAGAGACAAUGUUCAGCACAAUCGGAUUAUCCUUGAGGAGACACGGUACAUGGGGGAUCAUCUGCAGGACAAAUUUACCCAUUAUCUUCCCCUUGUGGUGAAUGGCACAGUGUUGUACAACAUCUUGCAGUGCUUGACAGUGCUGCAUUCUGUGUACUAUGUCCCCUUCUACAAGUUUGUUGACAUAUUUGCACAGGUGAUCAAGAGCCGAGAUCGAGGCAAAGGCAGUCUUGGUGCACCUCAAGCUCGUGCACAGGAGCUCUCUGAUGCAGUGACAGGUGCUGUAUUUCAUCAUGCAUCAAUGAUGAUGUUUGAGCUACACUACAAUCUCCUGUUGCUGCUUGUUUCUCUUGAAAGACUUCGUAUUGAACGCAAGGCCUCGCAUAAGGAACUUUCUCUCUUUGUUAAUGGCUUUGAAAAGCAUGGGUUGGAUGAAGCUGGCAUACUGGAGCAAAAACCUGCGUGGAUGGACAGUGCUGCUUGGAUAGACUGCAGCAUUUUGGAAUCCCUACAUCACCCCUUUCAUGGCUUAUGUAGUUCUUUGGUGCACAACAAGGAGCAGUGGAGGGAGUACUUUCAGCUACCCGUGGUCCUCCUCAACCCUGUACCAGGCACCACUUUGCAGGAACUUUCCAUAUUCCAGAAGUGUCUGCUUUGGAAAAUGUGCUGCCCCCACAGGAUGGCAGAGCUAGCUCAGGCCAUUGUGACCUAUGAACUGGGCAGUGCUGCUGCUCCAUCUAAUCACUACAACAUUCGGGAGGUGUACACCAGUGCGGAUCAGUAUACACCUGUUGUUUUCAUCUUACCUACAGAGAUUCAGGGACUGGCAUGGGAUGCAUCCCAAGGCCAGCCUUACAUUAGUCCUGUUCAUGAGGUGAAACGGCUGGCUCGAGAGGUUGGCAUGGAGGGCAAGGUUCGCAUCAUGAACUUUGGAGUAAGAUCACAAGAAUUGGAGGUGCGGCAGGCGCUGGAUGACUGCAUCCAUGGAGGCAACUGGCUUCUUCUUCAAAACUAUCAUCUGACCACAGAACUGGACCCACAGUUAUUUAUCAUGCUGAAGGAUCUCAUCUAUGCUCAGUGGACAGAAGAGGAAUUGCAAGGUGAAAAAGCUGAUGUGAGUGAGGAUCAUAGUCUUGUCACACGUUCUCGGCCAUCGACUCAUCUCAGGUGUAGCCAUAUUCAUCCAGCCUUUCGUCUCUGGGUCACCACUUCUGCUAAUGCUCGGCAUAUCAUCCCUGGCAUUUUGAUACAGCAUGGCCUGCGUGUGACUUGCGAGACAACAGCAAACUUCCAUAGUACUCUGCAGAAGACCUAUCGAUCAGCUACUUUUCUUUUGAGCAAACUGACUCCUGUUGAUGAAGAAUCUGUAGAGCGCCUCACCCGAGUGAUGCCUUUGGCACUGCUUCAUGCACUGCUGCUUCAUCAGUCCUACUUUGGCCAGUAUGCCUUUGCCCAACCUUACUUCUGGACAUUGAGUGAUCUUGGUCUGGCUAUAGAAGUCUUCAGACUCAUGAUGUUACCAUCUAACUCCCCCAGCCAGGUUGCUGACCUCAUUGCAACUGUGUAUGCUAAUCAUUGCACUGACUCUGGUGAUGUCACUGUAGUACAUGCCUUGGUACAGGAUCUGGUCAUGCAGACAACUUGCCCCGAACAGAUCUCAGGAGGGUGUGCAGGACAGCUGCUACGUAAACUUCUGCAGGCUGGACAGGUGCGUCACUCCUUGAAGCGUAUUCUUGAUGUUAUUGAGGACACAUCAGCACGCACAUUUUCUCUGCCUGAACAGGCUCAGCACAAACUGGUGAUCUCUAACAGUCGAAUCAUUUUGAGUGACUUGGUGCAAGUGACUGGUGCCCCUGAACUGCUGCUGCACGUGCGUUUGUCAGCCACCAAAGUGGUUGGGAGCCACAAGUCAUGAUUUCACAGAUGCUUGCCAUGGUGGCAGCAUGUCCUUCCUUGCAACCUUGUGACCAGCACCAGAUCAUGCCUCUGGACCAGUUCUUGCAGAUGGAACUGGAGGGCUACAGGAAACUUCUGGAACUGAUCCAGAGUGAUCUAUUGCUGCUUCAACGCCAUAUCAGGGGAGAGCUGUCCAUCACACACAGUCUGCAGGAGGUACUGGACUCACUCUGUGCUGAUCACAUUCCACGUCAAUGGUUGACCCAAACAUUUGCUACUUGUCAGCAUGUCAGUCAGUGGGUGGCAGGCAUCGCUGAACGUGUACAUUAUGUACAGAAAUGUUUUAUCAGCCAUCCUGCAAGCUUUUGGCUUCCUGCGUUUUUAAGACCAGACCGUUUGUUCCCAGCUGUAGCACAGACUUAUGCCAAACAAAACUUCAGAGUUGUCAAUGAGAUUACUCUGGACUUUCAGGUUAUGCCGGUGAGCUUCGUUGCAACUUCCCCACCAUCGCAAGGGGUGUUUGUUCACGGCAUGCAGCUGGCCAAUGCCACCUGGAACCCAAGUCAGGAGGUGCUGAGCGAGCUGCUUCCGGGAGCCGAGGCUGUCGAGGUGCUGCCGCCGUUGUGGAUUAAACCGCGUGCAGCAGGGGAAGAGCCUUCUGAAAGGGGCCCUCAGCUGGACGUUUACCUGUGUCCUUUCUUCGCCUGCCCAGACCUAGAACUGCAGCAGGACAGCAAUCUCGUCACUCAUGUGCCGCUGCCCACUCGAGUGCCACCUGCCACGUGGGCGCAAAGUCGAGUCGCCCUCAGCUGUCGUCUGUCAAAUCCACAAACCGUAUCUUGAUACAUAGCUUCUGGUGCCAAAAGCAAGCACCUUAAAUACACGCAUAAAUAGAAACAGCAUGAAAAGAAUGUAGGCCUAAAGUGAUUGCAUGGAGGCAAUCUUCGUUGUCGAGGGCAAAGUGACUACUGUUGAAUUGAGGUGGGUUUUUUUUUUUUUUUAAUAAUUUUUAUUACAGUCGAACUUCUUGAAGUCAAAACUUCAAUGGACUGAUGAAAAAAAAUUACAGAAGUUCGUCCAAAAAAAAAAAAAAAAAAAUUCACUGCAGACGUUUAAUUUUUAACCAAAUGUUUAUUUCUUGUCAUUCUUUUAAAGACCCUCCGACAGAGUCGCUUAUCGCACAUGCGUUUCCUAUGCAGAAAACGAGCACAGGGUCGAUCCAUGGGGGAGUACACGAUUUUACACUUUCCGAUGUAUUUUCAAAUGGUUUCAACAUGCUGACCGGCUUAAAAUUAUUCGAGUUGUGAAAGUUUUUGGCUAGGCAGUUACGAGCUGCGGAAGUUGAAUAUGCAUUUCUUUAAUAGGAAACCAACCAAUAAUAUUUAACAUUCGAAUUAGAGAGAAUUUUGACUUACGGAAGGUCGACUGUAAUUCCAAUCUUAAAUUGACCAAUACGUAUUUUGAGAGGUGCCGCAGAAACCACGCCUACAAACUCUCGUCUCUGGGUGAUCAAAUAAAACAAAGUAGCCAUCGUGUUGAAACAGUAUUAGCUGCGACUUAUUCUUGAUCACGUAGCGAGCAACACUACUGAAUAUAAGAGAAUCACAAGUGUUUUGCAGCAGUAAUGAACAUUUAGAAAACGCCAACUAAUGUACGUAUCGUAAUAAUUUUUUUUAAAACUUUCAAAACCUUUUACAGUCAGAAUUGUUAACUGAUUAUGAUCCUGCCUUUACGUUGCUUGAUUUUGAACGAGUAACAGAAAACUGUGAUAAACUGCUGCGGUGCAUCCCUUUCGUGUUUUUCUUGCUAUUAUUCACAUGGACAUGAUGCACGGGGUUAUGCGAGCGCAAUGGCGUAAGAACCAGAGUGGGGGAGGGGGCAAGGGGGCACAGCCGUCCCCUCAAAAUGAGGAGGCAAGAAUGUGAACGUCGUUUACUAUCAGCAUGGAGUUUGCUCCACCACCCCCCACAAAAGUCAAGCAUUUUUCCUACGCCAUUGGGAUGCUUGCUUUUCCCUUCUUCCCAUAGCCGUAUUUUUAAUGGACAGAAAGCUAUUCAAAGUCGCAACUCGGUUCAUGUGAUCGCUUUUGUUGCGGACGUCACGCUCGACAUCCUGUGGUUGGCACGUAUCGCUAAUCUGUGACAGCCUCAUCGAGUAACGUUCAUCGUCACAACGCUUAUAAUACAGAGUAGCAUUAUUGGUUUGAUUUGUAUAUACUUUAUUGACAGUUAAGGUCGGUUACUAUGCACAAGAAUAUUAGCAGAGGUAUGCUAAAUGUCUUUUUACUGUGAUAGUAAAUUGUGUCCCGCAGAGGAGUGCUUGGUGGUGUUUGAAACAAAUUUGUCCACGAGAUUUUUUCAGUGACAGCAAAUAAAAAUAUGUAUAUUUAAAA